GACUUGUACUGCUCCCUCCCGGCGUGCUGACGUGAAAAUAAACGUACGUCGAGCCUACUGACCCACCGGCCACUCUAUGCAGGUGCUGUGGCCGAGAUGUGAGAGAAGGUCAUGCCUUUGCUCAAGAGAAACAUUCAGCCUCGGCACCUGUGCCACGGUAGCGUGGCUGAUGGGAUUGGCAACGAGCUGGAAUGUGUCACCAACAACACGCUGUCCGCCAUCAUCCGCCAGCUCAGUAGUCUGAGUAAUCAUGCAGAAAAUGUUUUCGGGGAGCUUUUUAACGAGGCCAACACUUUUUACGUGCGCGCCAACUCACUCCAGGACCGCAUCGACCGCUUGGCCGUCAAGGUCACCCAGCUGGACUCCAGCGUGGAGGAGGUCUCUCUUCAGGACAUUAACCUGAGGAAGGCAUUCAAAAGCUCCACUGUCCAGGACCAGCAGGUUUUGUCCAAAGGCAGCACUCCUAACUCAGUGGCUGAGAUGUACAACAGCAGCGACAGGCCUCCUCCCCUCAGCGACCUCACAGCCUACAGAGAGGAUUCCACCGAUCCCAUGAAAUUCUACUCGGACCCGUCGUACUUUUUUGACUUGUGGAGGGAGAAAAUGCUUCAGGACACAGAGGACAAGAGGAAAGAAAGGAGGAGGCAACGGGAACAGAAGAGAUGUGUGGAAAGCAGCACCCUUCAGCGCGAGGUGAAGAAGGUGAGAAAGGCCCGAAACCGCAGGCAGGAGUGGAACAUGAUGGCAUUCGACAAGGAGCUUCGUCCAGAUCACCGCCAUCCGCAGAGUCUUCGGCGAGCGGCAUCAUCCGAGGGCUCGCUCUCCCCAGACGGCAGGCCUGACCUCCUGGGAUACCCCGUCCCUCCAGUGCCCGCCACUGCUUGUAAUCACUCCAAGUCACAUGAUUACGUGCCUGGGAACGCACACUCCUCACCACCUGUGGAGCAUGAAUACCACAGCAUUGAUGUCAACUACAAGAGGGUAACCUAUGCCACAGCAGCAGAGCCUCUCGCUGCGGACCGAAUGAACGGUCCAACACUUCCACCUGCAGAUUACAACUCUCUCUCCCCGCCUCCUGCCCCGGGCCCACCCAUCCCAUCAGGCCAGACAGCCUUUGUUUUUCCUCUGGGUGCGCAGCCUCCAACACCAUAUAAUGGAGUUAUGCACGUAGGCACAGGCUACCCGCUCCCACCUGUGCCUCCUCCAGGGUCGCACAUGUUCCCGCCUCCUCCACCCCUCCCUCCCCAGGCUGCAUCCUCACACCUAGCAGGAUGCAGCGAAGGUGGCAGAGCUCAGACUAAACCCGUGAGGGAUGGGAGAAGUGGCCUGCUGUCCGCCAUCCGCAUGGGCAUCCAGCUGAAGAAAGUGCAAGAGCAGCAGGAACAGCAGAACAAGCGGGAGCCGGUGGGGAACGACGUGGCCACCAUCCUGUCUCGGCGCAUUGCGGUGGAGUACAGCGACUCUGAUGAGGACUCUGAGCUGGACGAAAACGAGUGGUCGGACUGACCAAGCACCAAGCACAUGUGGCAUCUAGCGGAAGUUUUGCUUCACUGGAUCUUCAAUGCAACUAAAGC
Messenger RNA from Anarrhichthys ocellatus (wolf-eel), 1574 nucleotides. It is a transcript of the gene wasf3a, whose product is annotated as WASP family member 3a. Gene Ontology annotation, biological process: actin cytoskeleton organization; positive regulation of Arp2/3 complex-mediated actin nucleation. Gene Ontology annotation, cellular component: SCAR complex; cytoskeleton. The coding region runs from base 112 to 1506 and encodes 464 amino acids. The transcript has 9 exons. Gene Ontology annotation, molecular function: actin binding; Arp2/3 complex binding; protein kinase A regulatory subunit binding. The record is from RefSeq and is a predicted model, not a curated record. Lineage: Eukaryota; Metazoa; Chordata; Actinopteri; Perciformes; Anarhichadidae.